Molecule: messenger RNA, 699 nt
Organism: Rotaria sordida
Lineage: Eukaryota; Metazoa; Rotifera; Eurotatoria; Philodinida; Philodinidae
Source: the annotation of a GenBank genome assembly
AUGAUAAAUGUAAUUGAUCAAUUAUUUGAGCAUUAUAAUCAAAAUCAUAGUAAAAUUUUAAUAAUUGGUUAUCUUAAAUUAAAUAUCAAAAAAUUUCAAUCAUUAUCAAGAAAAAGUCAACGAUCAAUAACAAGAACUAGAAAUAUUGGUACAAAUGAACAACAUCUUUCAAUCAAGAAUGAUAAAGAUUCAUCAAUAAUAUCAAACACAAAUAAAGAUACAAAAGUUAAUUUUGAACGAUUACUUUCAACAACAGUAUUUUCUAUAAAAUCAGUAGUAAGUCUUAUUUCUACACAAGAUUUAUUAAAAAAUUUGGAAGAAAUACUUAAUUAUUUUAAAUCAACGUUCAAUGUACAAAAGAGCGGACAUGAACUUGAAACACAUGCUUUAGCAACAUUAGAACCAGUUGUAUAUGAUUUAUUUCUUGUUGAAACCUUACUUGAACUUGUUCGAUACAACAAAAAUCUUUUCAUAUCAUCUCUACGUAUUAAAAAAAGCAAUAAUAGAAUUGAUAUUUUUAUAAACUUUGCAAUUGUUGAUAGUGUUCGAAAUGAAGAUCCGAUAUUAACACGAUGGAAUAAUACUUUAUCAUUAGUUAAUAGAAUACGAGAUAGUGACGCUCCUCUUCGAAUUUUACAUGACCUAAAUAAUGUCGAAAAAAUUCCAAAUGAUUUUCGUCAAUCAUUAGUUCAUGAUUAA